AUGCCUCCAGCAAAUCAACAAUCUCCAGUCUCUCCCCAAGCACCCAGAACUUCUGCAUCCAAGUCCAAAAGGGCUGCAAAGUCUGAUGCAGCCCCUUCUACUACAAACAUUGAUGAGCCAGUAAACUCUGAGGCUCAUUUAAACUCUGAGGCUCCAAACUCUGAUUUUCCAGUAAACGCUGAAGCUGCUUCUCCUCAAAAGCAGAAAAGAAGAAGAUUGGUUGCAGCCUAUGAUUAUGAUGAUCUUGAACCUGCCCAUGCUGUCAACUCUGAACCUAUUCCUACACCAAACUCUGAUCCUGUUCAAGCCAGUCCUCAAAAGCCAGCUCGAUUCAAAAGAAGGGCUCAAAAGCCUGCGAGGGCAAAAGUUCCAAUCACUGAAAUAACAGACUUCACAGUUGAGGAAGAACAAACACCAUCAACUCCAGUAGCUGAAAAUUCUCAAGCUCUGAUGGAGCAAACCACAGCUGAAGCUGGAGCAAACAUAUCUGAUCCUCAUACUCCAUUAUCUGAUCAUGGACCCUCCACUCAAAUUCCUAAUUCUCCAAUGAAAAUUCCAGAGGGUGCCAUAGUUCAUGAUACAGCUCCAGAAAACUACAGAUCUGAUUCUGAAGCUCAAGAAAAAUCUGCUCAAGAUACUGUGGAGAAAGUUGCUGAUCCUAUUCCUGAAACUGAUAAAGCAAACUCUGAUGCUGAUACUGAUGAUGAUGAUAGUUCAGAUACUGACAAGGAUGAAGAUGAUGGAAACCUCAAAAAGAAAGAUUAA
This is a messenger RNA of Daucus carota subsp. sativus, 765 nucleotides long. RefSeq lists its product as uncharacterized. NCBI's taxonomy places the organism in Eukaryota, Viridiplantae, Streptophyta, Magnoliopsida, Apiales, Apiaceae. Bases 1 to 765 code for a protein of 254 amino acids. The transcript has 5 exons. The record is from RefSeq and is a predicted model, not a curated record.